This is a messenger RNA of Mizuhopecten yessoensis (Yesso scallop), 4790 nucleotides long. Its product is annotated as glucosamine-6-phosphate isomerase 1-like. Gene Ontology annotation, molecular function: identical protein binding; glucosamine-6-phosphate deaminase activity. Gene Ontology annotation, cellular component: cytoplasm. The transcript is spliced from 7 exons. NCBI's taxonomy places the organism in Eukaryota, Metazoa, Mollusca, Bivalvia, Pectinida, Pectinidae. Gene Ontology annotation, biological process: D-glucosamine catabolic process; carbohydrate metabolic process; N-acetylglucosamine catabolic process. The coding region runs from base 148 to 981 and encodes 277 amino acids. The record is from RefSeq and is a predicted model, not a curated record.
CACAUUAUUUCCUCCUACAACACUGAUCAGCUGUUCAACCAUCAAGGAAACUAAAGAUCUGAGACAAGAUUAUACUUGUUUGUGAUCGUGACCAGCAAUGAUUUUUGUUGACACAAAUGUGUACUAGCUACCAAUCUGAUUCAGAAAAUGAGGCUGGUAAUUCUUGACAAGUAUGAUGAUGUUAGUGAGUGGGCAGCCAAGUACAUCAGAAGGAGAAUCCUGGCUUUUAAUCCAGGACCUGACAGAUACUUCACUCUUGGGCUCCCCACAGGGAGCACACCUUUGGGUACAUACAAGAAACUCAUCGAGUAUGUCAAAGCUGGCAAGCUGUCCUUCAAGUAUGUCAAAACAUUCAAUAUGGACGAAUAUGUAGCAAUACCCCGUGAUCAUCCUGAGAGCUACCAUUCCUUCAUGUGGAACAACUUUUUCAAGCACAUUGACAUUAACCCAGAGAAUGCCCACAUCCUAGACGGCAAUGCAGUAGAUGUUAAAAAGGAGUGUGAUGAUUACGAGGAGAAGAUUACAGAGGCUGGAGGGAUAGAGCUGUUUAUAGGAGGUAUUGGACCUGAUGGUCACAUUGCCUUUAACGAGCCGGGAUCAAGCCUGGUGUCGAGGACAAGGAUCAAGAGUCUAGCCCAGGACACCAUUCUAGCUAACGCCCGUUUCUUUGGGGGUGACUUGUCCAAGGUGCCUCACCAGGCACUUACUGUAGGGGUUGGGACUGUUAUGGAUGCUAGAGAGGUGAUGAUCCUAAUUACUGGUGCCCACAAAGCGUAUGCCCUCCACAAGGCCAUUGAGGAGGGCGUGAGUCACAUGUGGACUGUGUCCGCGUUUCAACAGCAUCCUCACACCAUCUUCCUGUGCGAUGAGGAUGCGACCCUUGAACUGAAGGUGAAGACAGUCAGAUACUUCAAAGACAUCAUGAAAAUACAUAACGAAAUGAUCGAAGGCAGUGAAGAACAGGAAGGAGAAGGGCAGUAACUCCAUUCACAUGAUUUUAGUUAAGGGUUUAAGCAAUGACAAUAUGAGGUGAGGGAGAAUUAAAUAAAAGUUGACUGAUAUUUUUUCAAAAGCAGUAUUUAUACUUAACUUUGAUCUUGUAAAAAUUAAGGCACAAUUAAGUUAGAUGGUAAGAAUCCCUACAUAUGAUUGUAAAUGAUGGCAGAAAGAAACCAUAAUGAAAGUAAAGAGUCAAUGUAUAACCUGUAUAUAUACAUGUUUAUAUGACAAAAAAAUCUGAAUUAUUAUCACUUUAAAGGUCUACUUAGUUAAAAUUAACGAUAUUUUAAGGUUGCUGUUAUAUCUGAAGUGUCCCUGAUUCUGAAGGCUCGUUUCCUAGGUAACAUUCCACUGAUCUUACAUUGACUGCCCCAGUCUUAAGUGAUUUAGUACUGAAAAGGGGGAAUACAGCAAUACUUGCCAUUAUAUAUAUCACUUCUGCUUCAAGAGUUUUGCAGACUUGAAAGCAUCUUUCAUAUUUGAAGUAAUCUUUCAAAUAUUUCUAAAAUUGUCUCUCCAAAGGCUAGAAAGAAGAGUGGAUGUGGAUAAAACAGAGGGUAUAGAGAAUCUACACCUUGGUAUAUAUAUUGUUGUAGAUUUAUCUUGUCUAUCAAUGUAUUGUGAUUGUAGUAUUCAGUUUUUCACAUUAUUUAACUGUGUGUUCUUCAAUUGAUAUGAUAUAAACAUUCCUAUGUUUUGACCCUUUCACCCCUAUGUAACUUCAGUAGACUCUUAUCAUGCAUUGAUAUGAAUGAGUCCAUUAUGGUCUACAGUGGUGAACGGGUUAAGUGUUCUAUUUUUGUCUGUGCAAAAUUUAACAAUUUAAAGCUAGGAAGCAAUCCUGUGCCUAAAACAGUAUGUAUACCCACAGCAUUAGACCACUGAAAUCAGUUCCCAAAGAUUUAUAUACUGUAAAGUGGAACAUUUCUUUAUGUUGAAAUUCUCACUUAUCAAUUUCUCAAAAUAUUCAUUAUGAUUUUUUUUAUAAUGCAUAAUGUGUCAACAUUUACAUAUUUUCUUGCCAAUAUGGUGAGCGCAAAGUUUCAAAGAUGUGAAGUUUGUGGACGUCUCAACAUUUUACCUUACAUGUAGAAAAGUAUAUAAUCCAAAUCUAGAUCUCAUGUCAAAUGAUUUUUGGUGCAUAGAUUAAAUAAGGAGUCUUUUAAUAGUACAUAUACUUAUGUCUACUACCUAUAUAUAGCCACAAUUAUGUUAUAUAUCUGGUAAUCAUGCAAGGAUAUACACAGAGAAAUUUGAUGCUAUUUAUAAACUUCAGGCCCCUUUGUUUGACUAUAAUCCUGGUUGAAACAUUUACUUCAAACAUUUGUUUUUCUGAAAUAAAAAAAAUCAGGACCAACAAGGCUCCAUUAUGUGUAUUCCGAUAUAGAUAUAAAGUAAAGGUGUAAUUUAACCUCAUAAAGUUUAUGGUGCACAACUGUAUAUAUUUUUUUCCAAAGCCAGGCUUUGUAUACACACAGUUGUCUGAUCCUCCAAUUCAGAAUCUCCUGAUAUCAGUUUAUUUUCUGUAUAUGUGUGGUCACAAAAAUUUCUCACAUUGUUCUGAUCUCAAUGGAAGCCUACGGGCUUGUAAUGAUGUAUAUAUUCACUUCUGCCAGGUGGUGUUAUGUCAAUUAUAUCCAUGAAAUAUAUUGAACCGUUCAUUUUUCUACCUUAUCCAUAUACUGACUUUCAUCUGCUUUCUGCCUAGUUCAAAUUCAGAAUAUUGUAGGCUGUGGUGUAGCAAUAUAUUUUUCACACAAAUUAAAUAAUUUCAUGUAAAUUUUUAUUGAGUUUUAUAGAGAUGUAUACCAGAAGGGUAUGGUUGAUUGGUGUAGGUAUUUAAACUUAUUGAGUGUACUUUUUAUAAAGUAUAUGAAUGUAGUAAGAUAUAUGUUAUAUAUUUUAACAAAGAUAAAGCGUUGAAAACAGGAGUGAGUUCAGGAUAUCAUGUUACAGUUAGGGAGGACUGCAAAGUUUGAUUAAAAUAAAAAAAAUCUGGUGAGAGGAAAGAAGAAAAUUAUGCCAAAAUAAUCCAAAAUACUUGUAAAAUGUAUGUAUAUUCAUGUAGCUUGGGUCAUUUUUAGGGAGUGGUUGUGUAUGUGUGCCCUUAAUUAAGAUCUGCUCCUGGAAACUUUGGUAUUUAUAGGACAUAUACUUAAGUAUAAGAUGUGUUUCCCCAUUGCACAUGUAAGAGUAUUCAAACCCCAUACCAUAGUAUGUAUUUAACAGCAGCUGUAGUCAAAUAUUUAGUCCUGUGGAAAUCCUUUAAUGCUACUACUCUGCAUACUGACAAUAGUGUACAUGAAAAUAUUCCAUGGAGUUAUUUAAUAUUUUUAUCAUUUUUAAGAUACGAGGUAUAAUUAUUGUGCUUAAAUGUGCCAUUCUUUAAUAUGUUGUAAAUUUUAUGUACAUAAAAUAUUACCGUGGUAUGUAUAUAAAUAUGCACAUCAGGUAUAAAAUGAAAUAGAUGCUGAUACAGAAAAAACAUUGAUACACAUUUACCAGUAAGGUAAAGGGUACCAGUAAGUGAAUUAGCUAUAUUAAAACCAUUGUCAGUAUUGUAAGAUAUUGGUUUAAGUCUUUUUCAAAAGAACUGUUUAAUAAAAAUAACAUGUUGCAAUAUAAUUUACAGAUAUAUAGUUGUUUGAAAUUCGAACGUUUGCAAAAAAUAUGAAGAGAAAACUGAAAAUCUUCAGGGGUAGCACUCAUGACCUUUAAAUUGCAAAUACUGAUGUUACCAUCCAGUAAUUAUAAAUACACAGUGUCACAAAGAGUGGCCAGUUGAGGAAAAGAAACGAUGAAAAUUCAAAGAUACAUAACUUGAUAGGAGAUUCAUCUUCUGCAUGUAUGUCAAAGGGAGAUUACUCUAAGUCAAAAGGCAUGGAACUCUUCUUUGCAAUUAUAACUGAUCCAGCGGUACCCUUUACCUUAUUAUCAAUACAGUCUUAAGGCUGUAUGCUACCUUACAUAUUACACCUGUAAUUGUUAUUUUUUCAAAUAGUAUAUAAUAUAUUGGAUUUACUUGUGUUAUCAAUAUGUGUACAUGUUUAGUGUGGAACUCUUGACAAAGGGAGGUGUAUUUUCACUUUCAGGUAGCACACAUCCUUAAGUCUUAUGGAGUAAACAAUUCAAAGGUUAACAUGGUUUGGAGAAGAUUGUUCUAGAUAGGAGAAGUUGGAGUUCAUUAAGCUUUGAUGAAAUACAAUUCUAUAAGGAUACAGUUUUAACUUUUAAGAUAGAUAAAAUGACAUAAAACUACUAGUCUGAAGGAUCAGAAAGAAUAUACAUCCAUUUGGAUAAAUCACAUGCUAAAACUUCUACGCCAAUCACAUACAUUUGUCACCGGUUAUGUACACACACAUAUAUAAAUAUGUAUAAUAUUGAUGUCAUAAAUUUUGGCGAAGGUAAAAUGGUGUCCUCAAAAAAAAUGAUAAGUGUAUGAAAUGAGUCAUAUGAUAUCGGACCACUUUGUAAUUUGUAAUGCUCUGUCUUCAAUAAAAGUUGUUAAAGAUAUCCUUAAUGAUUUCGAGCAAGUUCAUAUUUUACCACUUUGUACAAUGGACAGAACUGCCAAGAUGACACUCAAGUCUCGGUUAUCAGUUAUGGCAUGAGCUCUACCUCCUAAAUCUUUUAACUUAUUUAGACUUUCAUUUUAUUUUAAGUGUGUAUGAUAUGCAUUGUUCCAGUUAUAGUCAGUAUGACAUGUACUUAACUCGAGGUUUGGGCUGUGCACUGAUUUCUUAAGGUGCUGUGUUAUAAAGUUAGGAGCUAUAAUAAAAGUUUAUUACCAA